UUUAACAUUGAUUUUAGGAGUGGGGGACAUGGUUACAAGUGAUAACUACGUCGAGUGGGGGUACCCAGAGAAGUAAAAACUUAUGCUGACUUUAGUAUACUUUAGUCAAUCCUCUUUGGAGCUGUCACAAAGAUUAUAUACUCUGAUUCAGUUCUGUAAAUUUCAAAAACUGUGUCACGUUCUUACGUCAUUGUUGUUUAUUACUUGUCAAUUAAUAAUCAUUUGAAUUUUGGGUAUUGCCAAGUGUUCAAAGAAAUACAUAAUGACAUCGAGGUUCAGUGGAGCUCUCCAGAUAACUAGCCUCGAUGAUUUUAUAACUCCAUCGCAGGAAUGCAUAAAACCCAUCGAAGUCCUGAAAUCAACGAGCAAAACCGGUUCUAAAAUCAAAAUUCAGGAUGACGGAGCUUACGUCGAGCUUAAUGAGACAGGCUCGGAAAAAUUGCAAAAGGUAGAGAUCACUCUGGCAGACUGUCUCGCCUGUUCCGGAUGCAUAACUUCAGCAGAAAGUGUCCUAGUGACUCAGCAAUCCCAGGAGGAGCUCCUCCGGGUGUUCCAGGAGAACCAAUCCCUCAAAUUCCAGAACAAAUCUCCAAAGCUCAUAGCAGUGAGUCUCUCAGUGCAACCAGUACUCUCCCUCUCUCAAAAAUACAACCUUGACCCGGGGGAUACCACCAGACGUCUCUCUGGGUACUUCAAAUCUCUGGGGGCAGACCUAGUCUUGGAGAUGUCAGCGGCCGAAGAUUUCGCACUUCUGGAGUCGGCGAAAGAGUUUAUGGAGAGAUUCAAGUCCCAUCAGGAGGGAUCCAAGGGACAAUUACCCAUGCUAGCAUCUUCCUGUCCCGGUUGGGUCUGCUAUGCUGAGAAAACACAUGGCAAUUUUAUUCUCCCUCUCAUCGGUGUCACCAAGUCUCCCCAGCAAAUUAUGGGGUCUCUAGUCAAGAAUUAUCUCGCUGAGAGGCGAUCUCUAUCGCCAGAGCGUAUUUAUCACAUUACGUUGAUGCCAUGUUAUGAUAAAAAAUUGGAGGCAUCGCGGGACGACUUUUACAACAAGUUGAAGGAGACGAGAGACGUCGACUGUGUUAUAACGAGUAUAGAACUUGAACAGAUGCUGGAGAAUCAGGGAAAAACUCUGUGUGACGUCGAUCCUGCGAGCCUCGACACACCUUUCACCACUGAUGAUCAAUUACACGUGGAUCUGUGGUCUCACAGUGGCUCUGGCUCCGGUGGAUACGCCGACUUCAUUUUCGAGUACGCGGCGAAGCAUCUGUUUCAGGUUUCCGAUGCAAGACUUGAGCUGCGGCCUCUGAGAAAUCCUGACUUUCAGGAGGGCGUGCUGGAGCGGGAUGGAGAGAUCCUCCUCAGGUUUGGAGUGGCCAAUGGCUUCAGGAAUAUUCAGAACGUCGUACAGAAACUCAAGAGGGACAAAUGCACUUAUCAUUACAUCGAGGUGAUGGCGUGCCCAGCAGGAUGUCUUAAUGGUGGCGCCCAAAUUCGCCCUCAGGAUGGAUCACAGCCCAGGGAACUCGCCCAAACACUGGAGAAACUCUAUCACGAGCUGCCAGAGAGUAAACCUGAGGAGAAUAAAAUUGUACGGAAUCUCUACAAGUCCUGGCUGGGCUCUGGACACUCUGACAAGGCCUCGGCAUUUCUACACACUCAAUAUCAUGAGAUAGAGAAAAUGAAUAGUGCAUUGAGUAUGAAGUGGUGAUAUUUUACGGUCUGUUGAUUAAUUAAUAAAAUAAUUACUUAAAGAAUUUGGGUGAAAUUUCGAUUCUUAUAACGUAUUCUUACGAUUGAUUAAACUCGGGUUCAGUUAAAAAAUGAAGAAAAAUAAUUUAUUUAUCCAUGUAAAUAACAAUGAAAAAAUGUAUCCCAUGUGUUUCUAAUGAUUAACAUAAAUUACGAUUAUUAUGGUUACAA
Messenger RNA from Fopius arisanus, 1920 nucleotides. Its product is annotated as probable cytosolic Fe-S cluster assembly factor AAEL012261. NCBI's taxonomy places the organism in Eukaryota, Metazoa, Arthropoda, Insecta, Hymenoptera, Braconidae. The record is from RefSeq and is a predicted model, not a curated record. The transcript is spliced from 5 exons. The coding region runs from base 263 to 1708 and encodes 481 amino acids. Gene Ontology annotation, biological process: iron-sulfur cluster assembly. Gene Ontology annotation, cellular component: cytosolic [4Fe-4S] assembly targeting complex.